Alosa alosa (allis shad) is the source of this 4083-nucleotide messenger RNA. It is a transcript of the gene rnf144aa, whose product is annotated as ring finger protein 144aa. The transcript is spliced from 8 exons. Gene Ontology annotation, cellular component: Golgi apparatus; cytoplasm; ubiquitin ligase complex. The record is from RefSeq and is a predicted model, not a curated record. Bases 725 to 1606 code for a protein of 293 amino acids. Gene Ontology annotation, molecular function: ubiquitin protein ligase activity; zinc ion binding; ubiquitin conjugating enzyme binding. NCBI's taxonomy places the organism in Eukaryota, Metazoa, Chordata, Actinopteri, Clupeiformes, Clupeidae. Gene Ontology annotation, biological process: positive regulation of proteasomal ubiquitin-dependent protein catabolic process; protein polyubiquitination; ubiquitin-dependent protein catabolic process.
ACUAAUGCAAACCAACCUGGUGAGUUGGAGUUCUGAGAAGACUGUUUUGACAAGAUCUUGGGAAUUUGCAGGCCCAUAGUCAUCCUCAAGCUCGUUGCAACAGAGCCCACUUGAGUCAGCAGGUGUUACUGCUUGUGGCCAAGUCUCCACACUAGUCACACAGGAGCUGAAUGGGGUGAUGGAGCUGCAGACUGCAUUGGCUGGGAUCCCAUAGGCAGCCUCAUCAGAGCCUCUCCACGACUUGGAUAGAGAAGCUUCACAGUUCUUUUCAGACUGGUGACAGUGGGUCCAAAUAGUUUUUUAGAGGGAGUCCUAGGGGAAAUAAUGUUACUGUUGGCUGUGUACUUUUCUUUGCUGCAUUGCAACACUAGGUGGGAAUUUUAGCUUUUAUGACUGUAGGUGUGUGUGCUAGUGAGUGUGGUUGGCAGGAGCACAGGCUCUGACAUGUCACAGGAGUGUGAGAGACAGGAGGUUGCGUACCAUGUGAAAGUCCUCUCCACACCUCAGUCUGUGUUUUCAUGUGCUUUCUCUCCACAAACACUGUUGGUUCAACCUCUCCUCCACCCCUCCUGUUGCCUAGCAGCUAGCUGAGAGUUAAGACACUGUUGACUUGCCUACACAGGAGCACUUCCUAUAAACACUUCAGACAUAAGCUGCUCUGUGUCCUGCUGGGAGGCUGUGAGAGACUGAGGGGAUUCUGGGGGGAAGCUCCUCACCUGGGAAAAUGACCACAGCCCGAUACCGGCCCACCUGGGAUCUGGCCCUGGACCCCUUGGUGUCCUGUAAGCUCUGCCUGGGAGAGUUCCCCCUGGAACAGAUGACCACCAUCACACAGUGCCAAUGUGUGUUCUGUACACUGUGCCUGAAGCAGUAUGUGGAACUUCUGAUCAAAGAGGGCCUUGAAACUGCAAUUAGCUGUCCAGAUUCUGCCUGUCCAAAACGGGGACAUCUGCAGGAAAAUGAGAUUGAGUUUAUGGUCGCUACAGAGAUCAUGCAGAGGUACAGGAAGCUGCAGUUUGAGAGGGAGGUGCUGCUGGACCCUUGCCGGACCUGGUGCCCGUCCUCGACGUGCCAGGCAGUGUGCCAGCUGAAGGAGUCGGACGUUCCACUUCCCCAGCUGGUCCAGUGCUCCGUCUGCAUGCUGGAGUUCUGCUCGGCCUGCAAGGCCAGCUGGCACCCCGACCAGGCCUGCCAGGAGAACCUGCCCAUCACCUCCUUCCUGCCCGGGGAGACCAGCUCCUUCUACAAGAGUGAUGAGGACGACGCUCCCAUUAAGCGCUGUCCUAAGUGUAAAGUUUACAUCGAACGAGACGAGGGUUGUGCCCAGAUGAUGUGCAAGAACUGCAAGCAUGCCUUCUGCUGGUACUGCCUUGAAUCACUCGAUGACGACUUCCUGCUGAUCCACUACGACAAAGGGCCGUGCCGCAACAAACUAGGCCACUCCAGGGCCUCGGUCAUCUGGCACAGAACGCAGGUGGUCGGCAUCUUCGCUGGGUUUGGGUUGCUCCUGCUGGUGGCGUCCCCCUUCCUCCUGCUGGCCACGCCCUUCGUGCUGUGCUGCAAGUGCAAAUGCAGCAAAGGCGAUGACGACCCACUGCCCACCUAACCAUCGGCCCUCCCCCCCAGCGUCACCCCUGACCCCAUCCCACAUGUUACUAUUACCCCCCUCCAUUUUUCCUCCUUUUGGUUUCCCUUUCGCUCCAGCUUUUGAGCGUAUUCAUCUCCAGAGGCAGGUGGAGGAGGGACAGAAGGAGAGAGAGAAAGAGAGAGAUGCUGCCUUUGAGAGCCCAGUGAGAGAAGAGGAUUCAGAGAGCAAGAGAGGGCUGCAGUCAUAUGGUCCAGGCCUCUGCUAGGAUGGAGCGCGGGCCUCCAUACCCCUUCGCUGGACCGGCUGUGGGAGCGACUCGGAAUGGCCCAGUUGUGCGUCUGUUUUGGAGCCCCGCUGUAGCCACUUCCUGGACUGAGCUGCAGGAUGUGGUUGGCUGGCUGGUUCAUUCGUUGUUCAGUUGGCUGGUUUGUCAUGUGAGUUGGGGGAGGAUGUUCUGGAGUCCUCCCCCCUCACCACGCACACACACACAUACACGCACACACCAUUUUCUCAUCUGUGUGCUUUCUUUGUGUUCUUCAUGUGAUGGUGUUGGCCAUCAAGAGAGUCUGCUCCACAGGACUCCUGGUGAGGUUGGUCAGUCUUUCAUUCUCACCGGUGGGAGACUCUGCUCUGGUCUCACAUCCUUAAUGUAGCUCCUCACUCAGCGCUGGGGCAUGGCCGGACCGAGUUUCAAAGAGAAAAACAAAACUCACUCUGUUGCACAUAAACUUUCGUCUUUCGUCACUUUAAGGGCGGAGCGAGUGUGAGCGGGAGACUCAGGAGUGCUCACCUGUACAGCACACGGAGUGCUCACCUGUACAGCACACGGAGUGCCGUCACCUCAGUUCAAUUGCUUUAUUCUGUCCUAUAGAUGAAUUAUAAGCUGUUUUUGUAUGUACAUGGUGAAUUGAAAUUGUGAUGUCACAACGCUUAUUUCAUAUGUCCUCUUCCCAGUCGGGUGAGGCAGUUGUUUUCGUUGGAUGAGCCCACUUUAGAAUUGAGACGAGGCUCGAGGAAAGCUUUACUAACUUUGCUUAAAAUACCCUCUUCUCUCCAAACAAAAAACAAGGUCUGGAAACCGCUUUGAAUUUUGAAACUUUUUUUCAACUGAAAAAAAUGUUGAAUGUCUGGUUUGUUUGUUGAUUUGCCCAUUUCUUAGUUCAGGCUGUUGACAGUCAUCUCUGCCGAAGCAGAGCUUUUCCCAACAACAUGUUAGCUUCUCCUUACGACAAUGUUCAAAUUCAGAUUUUCACUCUAUCCUGUUUCAGUAUAGACAAAUAACCAUAUUGUUCUGUUUGUGGCAUGGUAUUGUCCCAACUGUAUCUAUAUCCAAAUACCUGUAUCCUAUAUUACUCCUGUAAAUUGACCACUGGUUGCAAACUUGCAUAGUGUAUUUUAAAAAUUGAAUCAAAACAUGGUAAUGGAAGGGCAAGUAAGCAUUUCAAAAGGGCACUUAUAGCUAAAUCUGACAGGGGCACCAAAUGUAGAAAAUCCAGACUGUUCACUUUUCAGAACACGUAUCAUUUUGGUCCUGCACCCUAUCUAUGCAAGUUUGUACCUCUCAACACUAUACACAAAGUACACAUGGUAGUGAAUGUGUGAUUCAAUAAUGUGUGUGGUUCAGUAUAUGUGUUCUCUAAGAUACCGACCAACCUUGUGCCAUUGUGUCAUGCCACUUUAGCGAUGAGAAAGUGGCCAGGCUGCAGCAGUGAUUGGACAGGGCGGUGAGCCGCACCGUCCUUUAUCACUUUAUUGUAGCCAGAACACAUGCACCCACCAGGGCUUUGUCUGUAAAGAAAGUCUGUCCAAACGGUUUUAUGCAUGUUUGGUUAUGUGCAGUUAUUCGCAGCUCUGGUUUGUCCACAGGGAAUCUGUGAGAUUUGUUUGUUUGACACUUGUAGCUCUGGAACGUGCCACCCUUAAUAUCCUUUUGUGUUGAUGGACUACACCUAUAAAAUAAUCACAUUGCACACAACCUCACCCCCCCCCUCUUUUCUUAAUGGUGUUUUCUAUUUUCUUUUAUAUCUGGGUACAUAGUUUGGUCAUUUUCUUCAUGUAGCAAGGAGAGGUGUUCUCUCUCCUCCGCACUACAAGUCUUCACACAAUUUACGCAAAUGCCUUUAGCCUUACGUUAAAGCAUUUAAGCAUUUUACUCAUGUAGCCUUUGAUCCAAACUCUUUAUAUUUCUGCUCCAAGCACAAUCUUUAUUGUGAGAUGCUUUUGUUUGACCCAUCUCCUUUUUGUUCAUUUUGGAUCAAAAGAUAUGUCAUUUGUUCAUUUUAAGGUGGCUAUUUUGAACCCAAUCAAUGUAUGACAAUCGUGCCAAGUGGGUUUCUGAGCUGACAGUGAUGACAAAAAAAAGCAGAAUGUGUAGAGCUUUACUGAGAGGGCAGCAUUACAGUAUGUACGGUUUUGACUCUCUCCUUACGAGGUUUUGUUUUUAAAAGAUCUCUUUUUGAGUAUGUAAAUAUAUUCUUUCUUUAACUAUUCAUCUG